AAAGAUGAAUUGGGCCAAUAAUGCUAGUCUGAGCUAGUCUCCUAUUCUACUUCAAUAUAAUGUAAACAGAUCAACUCAGAUUUGAAUUUCAAAUUUUCCGAUGGCCUGGCAGGCCGGCCUGGUGGCAGCUCUGAUGUAUAUCAGCGAUGUAAAAAAUAAAACAUGUUUUUACCAUAGAUGUAUAUUAGGAUAGAAGCAAUCAAAUGAUUUAAAACUUCCAUAAUUAACUAAUUUGAUUAAGGCCUGUAUCUAUUCAAUUUGAAAUCGAAAGUAUUAUGAUGUUUUAAUAUACAAUGCAAUGUAUAUCAUUAAAUUAACAAUGAAAUUUUUUCAUUUCAAACGAUUCUUAUAGAAUUUUUGUUUUUUUUUCUUAUGUUCGAAAAUUUGUUUGAUUAAAACGAUGUUGUGCUUUCAUUUAUUUAUUUAGAUAUCUGAACCAGAACAAACUCUUGAACUUUUAUCAACAAUUGAAAAGUUUAUUUUAACAUUUGUAACAUAUAUUGGUAUUUGUUUAUCUAUACUUGGUCUUCUUAUAACAUUAAUUACUUAUGUAAUUUUUCGUUAUUCACCAAAGAAUCGUUCUCAUAUAUCUUUAAUAAUGCUCUGUUUAUCAAUUUUAUUUGUUAAUUGUUUUUAUAUUCCGUUUAGUCUUACACAAUCAAAUUUAUCAAAAAUAAAACAACAUAUUUUGUGUACUAUAUUCGGUUUUUUAUUUCAUUAUUUUUUCAUAGCAUCAUUUAUGUGGAUGUUAAUUAUGGCUAUUGUUCAAUAUAUAAAUUUUGUUCGAGUAUUUAAUGCACAUAUAUCACAUUUUUUAAUUAAAUCGUGUACAAUUGGAUGGAUUAUACCAUUCAUAUUUCCAUGUUUUGUUAUUUUCACAGGUUCAAAUGGUGGUUAUACACUUGAAUAUAGAUGUUGGAUUAAUAGUCAAAUACUUUUAUAUUUUACUUUUCUUGUACCUAUUUCUAUUAUUGUUAUGUGUAAUUUAAUUAUAUUUGGAUUUAUUCUAAGAAGUAUAUUUCAUCAUAAUAUUACAGUUGUUAAAGAUAAAAGAAAAUAUUCAAAAUUUCAAAUAGGUGCAACUCUUUGUUGUUUUGUUUCAAUUGGAUGUACUUGGUUAUUUGGUAUUCUUGUAUUUAUUGAACCAAGUUUUAAUCAUCAAUUAAUUUUUUGUAUAUGCAAUUCAUUUCAAGGUUUUCUUAUAUUUCUUUUUCAUGUUUAUUUAUCAAAACCAAAACGAGCAUUAUGGCAAACAUUUUUUAUUGAACGUGGAUUUCUUCGACGUUCUCAUACAUCUCAAGAACAUAGAGAUCUUAUGACAAUUAGCUAUUUAACUAGUAGAAAUAAUAGUGGAAUAAUACCUCCUGUCAAAUUUCGUUUUAGUCCAACAUCAACAUCAUUAAGUAUUGAUCCACAAGCAUCAAUAAGUCAAAAUAAUUCUAAAAGAAAUGAAUUAUUAAAUGUAAAACAGUUACAAUUAAAUUGUUGA
Rotaria sp. Silwood2 is the source of this 1489-nucleotide messenger RNA. The record is from the annotation of a GenBank genome assembly. NCBI's taxonomy places the organism in Eukaryota, Metazoa, Rotifera, Eurotatoria, Philodinida, Philodinidae.